This is a messenger RNA of Ceratotherium simum simum (southern white rhinoceros), 2228 nucleotides long. NCBI's taxonomy places the organism in Eukaryota, Metazoa, Chordata, Mammalia, Perissodactyla, Rhinocerotidae. The record is from RefSeq and is a predicted model, not a curated record.
UGUUUGGGGUCCAGGUUUAUGUGUUAACAGUGGGCAGCGUCAGAGAGCCCCAGGAUGUCAAGGGGAGAUCAUUAGUUUUAAUCUCAUCCCACCUCUUGUUUUGCAGUGAAAGAAAUGGAGGUGUCCCUGUGGUAGAGCUGGAGCCUGAUUCCCAGUCUCCUUCCCCUGCUCUGUCCACCCUCGCUGCUGCAGUCAGCUGGCAGUAUUUAUGGUGGAUCUUUAUUAAAGUAGAUACCUUUUUAGAGACAGCCAUGGGUGCCAGGUGGUGCUGAGAGCAGUGGGGCAUGGCUGCAGCCCUGCAGAUCCUGCCUCGCUUGGCCCGAGCUCCCUUGCGCCCACUUCUCUUGGGGGGCCCAGUGGCCCGGCUGGCCAGUGGCAUGGCCCUGGCAGAGCACGCACGGCAGCUGUUUGAGAGCGCUGUGGGUGCCGUGCUGCCAGGCCCCAUGCUGCACCGGGCACUGUCCUUGGACCUUGACAGUGGGCAGCUGAAGGUGCGGGACCGGAGCUUUCAGCUGCGGCAAAACCUCUACCUGGUGGGCUUUGGCAAGGCUGUACUGGGCAUGGCAGCUGCAGCCGAGGAGCUACUGGGCCAGCAUCUCGUGCAGGGUGUGAUCAGCGUUCCCAAGGGGAUCCGUGCUGCCAUGGAGCGUGCUGGCAAGCAGGAAAUGCUGCUGAAGCCACACAGCCGUGUCCAAGUAUUCGAGGGUGCGGAGGACAACUUGCCUGACCGUGAUGCAUUGCGGGCUGCACUGGCCAUCCGGCAGCUGGCUGAAGGUCUCACAGCUGAUGACCUGCUGCUCGUGUUCAUCUCAGGUGGGGGCUCAGCCCUGCUGCCUGCCCCCAUCCCACCCAUCACACUGGAGGAGAAGCAGACACUCACCAAGCUGCUGGCAGCCCGAGGAGCCACUAUCCAGGAGCUGAACACCAUCCGGAAGGCCUUAUCCCAGCUCAAGGGUGGGGGGCUGGCUCAGGCUGCCUACCCUGCCCAGGUGGUGAGCCUGAUUCUGUCAGAUGUGGUGGGGGACCCUGUGGAGGUGAUCGCCAGUGGACCCACUGUGGCCAGCGUCCACAGCGUGCAAGAUUGCCUGCACAUCCUCAAUCGCUAUGGCCUUCGUGCUGCCCUGCCACGUUCUGUGAAAACUGUGCUGGCUCGGGCUGACUCUGACCCCCAUGGGCCACACAGCUGUGGUCAUGUCCUCAAUGUGAUCAUUGGCUCCAAUGCACUGGCACUGGCUGAGGCCCAGCGGCAGGCUGAGGCGCUGGGGUACCGGGCUGUGGUGCUGAGCACAGCCAUACAGGGCAAUGUGAAAAGUGUGGCUCAGUUCUACGGGCUGCUGGCCCGAGUGGCUGGAGCCCACCUCACCCCACCUAGGGCUGGAACCUUUAUGGAGGAGGAUGAACAACUCCAUGAACUGGCGGCCAAGCUCCAGCUCCCAGAUCUGCAGCUGAAGGAGGCUCUGGAGGCUGUGGCAGGGACUGGGAGCCCUGUCUGCCUGCUGGCUGGUGGUGAGCCCACAGUGCAGUUGCAGGGCUCAGGGAAGGGUGGCCGGAACCAGGAACUGGCCCUGCGUGUUGGAGCAGAGCUUGGACAAUGGCCACUGGGGCCUAUUGACGUGCUGUUUUUGAGCGGUGGCACCGAUGGGCAGGAUGGGCCCACAGAAGCAGCAGGCGCCUGGGUCAUGCCUGAGCUUGCCAGCCAGGCCACUGCCGAGGGCCUGGAUGUGGCCACCUUCCUAGCCCACAAUGACUCACAUACCUUCUUCAGCCACUUCCGGGGUGGGGCGCACCUGCUACAUACAGGGCUGACUGGCACCAAUGUCAUGGACGCCCACAUCCUAUUCCUGUGGCCACGGUGACAGCAUAGGUCAUGUUUUGGGAGUCCAGAGGAGGCCUACAGAGCAGUGUCCUGGGGCAGAGCAGGGUUGGUCCCCAGGGCCUCACCAGGCUUUAGGGCCCCUCCUCUCCUUGGCCCUGGCUGCUUGGUUGGCCCUCACACCUCUCACCCAGGGCCUCUGCUCCGUGUCUAUUCCCCCAACCAGACUGGCAGGUGGGGCCUCUCUUCCACCUCUACUUUUCCCAUGGCGGCAGCACCUGAGGACCAAGACGAGCCCCUUGUUCACUGUUCUGGAUCAUCUGCCCCAGGCAGCCCCUCUGCUGAGCUUCUGAGCCUGUUUUUUGUGUGGUGUGAAGCAAGAAGGACUGAAAAUAAAAAGGACCACACUAUGGGU